Messenger RNA from Corythoichthys intestinalis (scribbled pipefish), 6760 nucleotides. RefSeq names its product PTPRF interacting protein alpha 1 (gene ppfia1). Gene Ontology annotation, cellular component: presynaptic active zone. The record is from RefSeq and is a predicted model, not a curated record. The transcript is spliced from 30 exons. Lineage: Eukaryota; Metazoa; Chordata; Actinopteri; Syngnathiformes; Syngnathidae. Bases 1312 to 5052 code for a protein of 1246 amino acids. Gene Ontology annotation, molecular function: protein binding. Gene Ontology annotation, biological process: synapse organization.
CUGAUUGUUUAACUGCGAAGCCUACUAAAACUUAUAAGUAAUGAAAUGAUGGAAUAAAUAUGUCAUACUUUGGUUAUAUUUGUAUGCUUGAACACUAUAUUUAAUAAUGGCUUUAAAUUAUAAAUUAAUUCACAAAAAAACAUUACGCUGACCACGUUGCUAUUGAUACUUUUCCUACAAAGAAAAACUAGUUGGCGAUAGUUCGUAGUAUUAACACCGCGUAAAUAUGUCAAAUACUCGUAUCAGAUGUUUUUGUUGUCGUAGCUCCUGAUCUUAAGGGGGCCGCUGCCAUGAGCCAGAGCGUGGCAGCUUUUCUCCUCCCCUCCUGUUGCCGAGCCGGGAAGGGCUCCCCUGCCGCGGACUACCAGGCUAAUGAAAGAGCUAGCGACGGAGAGCCCACCAUUGGCUGCCUGUCCCGACUGCCCGAGCUGGCAGGCUGUGGCGUCAGGAAGGACCGGACUGACGGACGCGAAGGUGGAAAUACCCCCUAAAACGAAGGAUAUAAUAUUGGGAAGUCGAGGAAUUGCAUUUUUAUUGGACUUUUGGAUUCCAUAACUCGACGAAAACUAAGGUUAAACACUGUGUGAAAGUUUCCGAGUUGAUCUCGAUGUGGUGACGCUACAGUUCGGAGUCGACGGCAAGCUAGGUGUUAGCUGGCGUUUAAUGUUUUCAGUGCUCUUUAUUUUAGAAAUCUAAAUCCGCAUCGACGUUUUAGACGAUGGUAGGGACAUAAAGUCGAGAGAUGUCGGCAUUUGACCAACUUUUAGGUUACUCAGCGUGGGUAUCUCGGCAAAGUUAGUGUUCGAAACUAGCGAGCGUUAGCCCCCUAGCUGGCUAGAAGCUAACGUUUGGCUAAGUGUUAACCCCAGACGGACUCCAAGCCAAAGAAUUUCGCUUUAAAUGAAGCCCCAGGCUCCCAAGCGCACAGGUGUUUGUUUCCACGUCACUUUACUUGCUGUAUCGUUUGCUGUCUAUUCGUUUUAAAGUGUGAUACAUACACCCGAAAGAGCUUUACUUUUUAAAGUCUUCGUUCUUUUGAUACCUAAAGAAAACACUUGUCGAUAUGCAAUCGAAUCACCAGCUACUCGCCUAAUGCUAGCCAGCUCUCGCUGAAUUCGCCGGACGAAGUUGGAAUACUUGCUCUGAGGCCUUGUCUACGUUGGAAAAUUGCAUCCAAAGCCUUAAUAUACAUUAUCCCAGUUUGAGUGGAGUUAUUUUUCAUGUCUGGAUAUCCGGUAAUCCUCAUCAAGAUCCGAUAGGAGGACCAGGACUUCGUUUACCUGCCGGUGGGAAAUACUGUUGUUUGUCAAGAUGAUGUGUGAAGUGAUGCCCACCAUCAGUGAAACAGAAGGACCGAGUGGAGGAGGUAGCACAGGUCAUCGGGGGUCCGGCUCGCCCCUACAGUCCGACUCUGAAGGUCAUUUUGAGUCGCUGAUGGUGUCCAUGUUAGAGGAGAGGGAUCGUCUUCUUGAGACCCUCAGAGAGACUCAAGAAAAUCUGGGCUUGGCUCAGGGUAAACUGCAUGAAGUUAGCCAUGAAAGGGACUCUCUCCAGAGACAGCUCAACACGGCUUUACCACAGGAGUUUGCAGCACUAACAAAAGAGGUGAACAUGUGCCGGGAACAGCUUCUAGAAAAGGAGGAGGAGAUUGCAGAACUGAAAGCUGAAAGAAACAACACGCGGCUCCUCUUGGAGCACUUGGAGUGCCUGGUUUCUCGUCAUGAACGUAGUCUGAGGAUGACGGUGGUGAAACGACAAGCUCAAUCUCCUGCAGGAGUCUCAAGUGAAGUCGAAGUCCUCAAAGCCCUUAAGUCACUUUUUGAACACCACAAAGCCCUUGAUGAGAAGGUAAGGGAGAGACUACGAGUCGCCUUGGAAAGAUGCAGUGCUUUGGAGGAACAGCUGACCUUGUCACACAAAGAAUUGGCUUACUUCAGGGAGCAGAGCUGCCAGAAGAGGGGAUUGGCAGAUGGAACUAGUGAAGUCAACCACAACUCAGAAAAUACACCGAGCACUAAUGGGAAGCGGUCAUCAGACGGCUCACUGAGUCAAGAGGAUGAGACGGGUCAUAGUUUCGGCAAGGUUGGGGAACUCCAGGAGGUGGUGGACCGUCAGACUGCUGAUCUAGGCCAAAUGAAAGAGCGCAUGGCUGCAAUGGCAUCCAGAAUCAGUGAGCUCGAGGAAGAUCUGGACACGGCCAGAAAAGACCUCAUUAAGUCUGAAGACAUGAAUACAAGAUUACAGAGAGACCUCAGAGAAUCUAUGGCUCAGAAGGAGGAUAUGGAGGAGAGGAUCACCACUCUGGAGAAGCGGUACCUAGCGGCUCAGCGGGAAGCGACCUCCGUCCACGACCUGAAUGACAAGCUGGAGAAUGAAGUGGCUAACAAGGAAUCCCUUUUUAGACAAACUGAAGACAGAAACAGGCAACUCCAAGAGAAACUGGAGCUAGCAGAGCAGAAGCUCCAACAGACUAUCCGCAAAGCAGAGACUCUGCCAGAAGUGGAGGCUGAACUAGCACAAAGGGUAGCUGCCCUCACAAAGGCUGAGGAACGCCAUGGUAAUGUGGAGGAGAGAUUGCGCCAGCAUGAGGCCCAGUUGGAGGAGAAGAACCAGGAACUCCUCAGGGCGAGGCAAAGAGAAAAGAUGAAUGAAGAGCACAACAAGCGUCUCUCUGAGACAGUCGACAAGUUACUGUCUGAGUCUAACGAAAGACUCCAGCUUCACCUCAAAGAGAGGAUGUCUGCUCUGGAGGACAAGAAUGCCCUCAUUAGGGAACUAGAACACACCAAGAAACUGAUUGAAGAGUCCCACCAUGAAAAAGAACAGCUCUUGAUUCAAAUUGAAACAAUGAGGGCCGAGAAUGAGCAGGACAGGAGUAGGAGCAACUCUUUACUACAUGGAAGAUCACAGCUGGGAAGCACACCGGACUUUAGGUAUCCAGUGUCUGCUUCCUCUAUGAUGGACAAUAACUCGGACCACUAUGGCAGCGCUCUUGUCUUAAGGCGGCCCCAAAAAGGAAGAGUAGCAGCACUUAGAGACGAGCCAUCCAAAGUGCAGACCCUGAAUGAGCAGGAGUGGGAGCGUGUGCAACAGGCCAAUGUGCUUGCGAAUGUCGCCCAGGCUUUUGAGAGUGAUAUGGAUGCCUCGGACCUGGAGGACGAUGGAGAGACUCUCUUCAAUUCCGUUGACCUUCUGUCCCCUGGUGGGCAGGCUGAUGCUCAGACUCUGGCAUUAAUGCUGCAGGAGCAGCUCGAUGCUAUCAACAACGAAAUUAGAAUGAUUCAAGAAGAGAAGGAAAACACAGCCAUCCGAGCUGAGGAAAUCGAGUGCAGAGUGGGUAGUGGCGACAACCUAGGAGGCCGCUUCCUUUCCAUGAGCUCCAUACCACCGUCACUCUGUACAAGUUCUCCUAUAGGCAGCUCUCCUCCAGGCUCUGGUCACUCAACUCCAAGACGUAUUCCUCACAGCCCUCACAGAGAACUAGACCGCAUGGGUGUCAUGACUCUGCCUAGUGACCUGCGCAAGCACCGCAGGAAGUCUGCUCAAGAUGACAAAACCACUAUCCAGUGUGAGACAUCACCACCCACCACUCCACGCUCAAUGCGCCUUAACAGGGAAGCAGGUCAUGCUUCUAGCCAUGAGGACAUAAGAGACAUCCGAGGUGUGAUUGGCAUGCAAGAUGGGCAAGGUAGCAACCCAAGCAGCAGCAACAGCAGCCAGGACUCUCUUAACAAAGCAGCCAAGAAGAAGAGCAUUAAGUCUUCCAUUGGACGUCUUUUUGGGAAGAAGGAGAAGGGUCGUCCUAGCAUUCCUGGAAAGGAUUCUCCUAGCCAAGCUGGAACUCCUGAAGCAGAGAGCUCACCUAAGGAUGGCUUAGGAAUGGGCACCCUCGGUGGCCCUGCAGAAAAGAACAGAAAACUGCAGAAGAAGCAUGAACUGUUAGAUGAGGCGCGCAGGCAGGGCCUGCCUUUUGCCCAAUGGGAUGGACCAACUGUUGUCGUUUGGCUUGAGCUUUGGGUGGGCAUGCCUGCUUGGUAUGUAGCCGCCUGCCGCGCUAACGUAAAGAGCGGAGCCAUUAUGUCAGCACUUUCCGACACUGAAAUCCAGAGGGAGAUUGGCAUCAGCAACCCUUUACAUCGCCUGAAACUUCGUCUCGCCAUCCAGGAAAUCAUGUCACUCACUAGUCCGUCUGCACCUCCCACCUCUAGAACGACCACGGGAAACGUUUGGGUCACACAUGAAGAAAUGGAAAGUUUGGCAGCUACACCACCCACGGACGACGACGAAAGUAGCUGGGCCCAGACAUUGGCGUACGGAGACAUGAAUCAUGAAUGGAUUGGUAAUGAGUGGCUACCCAGCUUAGGUCUCCCACAGUACCGAUCAUAUUUCAUGGAGUCCCUAGUGGACGCUCGCAUGCUUGAUCACCUUACCAAAAAAGACCUACGAGGACAACUGAAAAUGGUAGACAGUUUCCACAGAAAUAGUUUUCAAUGUGGAGUAAUGUGUUUAAGAAGGCUUAACUACGACCGGAAAGAGCUGGAAAGAAGAAGGGAAGAGUCUCAGCUGGAAUUUAACGAUGUGCUGGUGUGGAGUAAUGAGCGUUUGAUAAAUUGGGUUCAGGCUAUCGGGCUGAAAGAAUACAGUGCCAACCUCUAUGAAAGUGGUGUCCAUGGGGCAUUGCUUUCUCUCGACGAAACCUUUGAUCACAACACCCUGGCGCUAUUGCUGCAGAUUCCCACACAGAACACUCAGGCCCGAACAACUCUCGAGCGUGAAUACAACAGUUUGCUGGCUAUUGGUACAGACAGGAGGAUGGAAGAGGAUGAUGACAAGAACUUCCGACGUGCCCCCUCGUGGAGAAAGAAGUUUCGGCCCAAAGACAUGAGGGGAAUGUCACUGGGCGUGUCAGACACUCUGCCUGCCAACUUCCGGGUGACCGGCAGCAACACCUCAUCUGCCUCCACGCAGCCAAAGAGGAGCCCACUGGACGGUAACCGCUGGUCAGAAGACGAAGGGGAAUUCCCCAUUUUCAAGACCAGGAUGAUGAACUAACAGAUUUUUAAAGACACUAAAAAUACGAUAUCACAGCUCACCAAUCCUUAGAGGAAACUGUCUAGAUGUAUCCACAUUUUUUUAUAUUUAUGCAAACCAAUGGGACAUUGAUAUGAUUUUAGAAUACCAUGUAAUCUUUUUUUUUUUGUCUUACAUUUUCUCAUUGUGCUUAUCAACUCUCAGAUGUAUGUAUCUGAAUGUUUCAACAUUCUGGAGUUUGUAAAUUUUAUCGCUUAUUUUUUUUAAUCAUCUUUUAUUUAACCAGAUGUAUGUUUUUUCCUCGUCGAUUUGAAAUAUAUUCAAUCGUUAAGUUACUUGUGACAUAAUUUAAUUCUAUGUUGUUACUCUUUUUAACUGAACUGUUCAAUUUUUUUUUUUUUUUUUUUUUGUAGCUUAUUGUGAUUUUCAUUUAAAUGCAGCUCUUAAGUAGGUCAAAGUGUGUGUGAGUAGGAGAAACGGCCGGAGACCAUUUUGCAAAACGAGUACUUCAUCCUCAUUUAGUACCAAUGCAAAGUUUUAAAUUAAAAAAACUAAAGCCAUAUAUCAGUAGCAGGCAAAAAGGCAAGGGGUCACGUUAAAAUGCAAGUGAUUCUCUUUCAUCGACAUUGCACGCAAGAACUUUCCCUUUGGUGACCCCGCCAAACCUCAACUUUUUCCAACCUUUCCCUUUAACCACAAAAAGCCUUCACCUCUGGAAAGUCCCACGCAGGAUGAGGCUGAAUGUACAGAAGAACUGAAAAUGAUAGUUUCUCGGGUAGACCAAUUUCACAGAAGCCUCGGGACGAGCCCCACUUAAAGAAGACAAGCCCAAACUUUUUUAUUUUCAAUUUUUACAGAGACUUUAUAUCAAGCCUUAUUGUUGAUUAACUACGCUGUCUUCUGUUCUUAUUUAUUAUUACUCAUUGAUGUUGUCUCUUGUUUUUUCAUAGCAUAAGCUUGACCUCCCUCCUCCAAAAGGUCAUGUUUGCUCUGGUUCCACAUUUAGCUUCAUGACAAAUUGGGAGGAACCAGUUUUCUUGAACCCUUGGUGUUGUUGAAAGCAUUUUUUGGUCAUUUCUCUGAUUCAUGUCCUGUGGAAAUCAUGUUGCUAUUAGUUCUGCUCUUCCCAUUCAAUUGCCCGAUUAUGUAACAUUGUACAGUCUGAGUACUUAUAAACUAUUUUUAUCACAGUAUUAUUUAUUGCCUACUUUCAAUAAAAUACUGAAAACAUUUUAAAUUUCAGAUGAAUAAUAAAAAUGCUCUUGCAAUACAUUGAUUCUUUGGGCUCAAAUCCAGGAAGAAAACUGCUUCAGUCUGAAGGGAAUAGGUACAGUUCUUGCACACACCUUAUAAUUGUUUGCAUUAGUCUAACACAUUCAUCUAACUAUAAUUUAGGCAGACUUCACUCCAUGCCCUUGGACACAGUAAAGUGAAUCACCUUAUCAGGGCUCAUGAGGGGGAAAUGGAAAAAUGGUACCAUUUCUCGUAGGCACCGUCUGUUUGCAUUACUCUAAACACACGUACAAUGAUUAUUCAGGGAAUUGGUAUCAUUUCUCCAGGGUACCUGCAGGUUAUUACAAGUAUUUAAAAAGCAUUGAAUUUAGUUUUCCAUUAUUAAAGGUAUUAAAAGUAUUAAAUUAGCUGUUGUAAGUCUGGAAUUUUUUCACCGUGGUCUUAAUUUUCAAGAACAUCUCAGUGCAACCUAAAUUAUAUCCGUGACGGUUUUUUU